Ogataea philodendri is the source of this 4473-nucleotide messenger RNA. RefSeq lists its product as uncharacterized. The transcript has 3 exons. Gene Ontology annotation, biological process: regulation of transcription by RNA polymerase II. The record is from RefSeq and is a predicted model, not a curated record. Bases 1 to 4473 code for a protein of 1490 amino acids. Gene Ontology annotation, molecular function: protein binding. NCBI's taxonomy places the organism in Eukaryota, Fungi, Ascomycota, Pichiomycetes, Pichiales, Pichiaceae.
AUGCCCGUCUUUUCGAUUGCAACCAGCCCCCACAGGAACCGCAAGUUCACGCUGAAAGCGCAGGAGAGCGACAUCGACUCGGUGCCUUCGAGACCAUCGACGCCGGUGGAGAAGGACGAGUACGUUGAGUGGGCCAAACCGCGAGAAGAGCGCAACUUCAACGAGUACUACCAGGGCCUCGACGAGUUCGAAACGCUGCCUGUUCUUGUCAGCGAGGGCAAGACAGACGAUGAUUAUGAGGAGUAUCGACUCAAACGCAAACAACAGGACAGAGACAUCUUAUCGCGACUUAAAAGACCAUCGUACAGGAAAUUACCAGAUCAGACCGACGAAGACGAGCCUGUGCAGCGCAACAUGGUUCAAUUUGGAUAUGGUUUGUCAAAAAGUGAGCCUAGAGAAACCUACACCAGGUCCACAGAUCUUGGCGAUGACUUUAUCACCGGAAACCUUCUGUUGGACAGCACUGUGCGUUCUCUGUACGACAUGGACGAGCAGGACUCGCUAUAUCUGGAGCACGUAAACUCUAGACUAUCGAAAGAGAACAAACACAUGAGUAUGGAGCUAUUUGAGGUGAUCAUGACGUUUUUCGAGAUCGAAUGGUACUUCAUCGAGAAGUUGCUACCGCCAAAGGUCAAAAACCAGUAUUUGGACGACGAACAGACACAGCUUCAGGUUCAAUUGUACGGAUCGGACGAUGGAAUUGGUGUUGCUCCAGAGGAAGACCAGUGCUGUGCCGUUUGCAACCGUAACGACUGCAAUAACUCCAAUGCCAUAGUCUUUUGUGACGGGUGCGACAUUGCCGUGCACCAAGAAUGCUACGGAGUGGCCUUCAUUCCCGAAGGUCCUUGGUUCUGCCGCAAGUGUCUCACUUCCAGAAAUCAGAAGGUCAAGUGUCUAUUCUGUCCCAGCGUGACGGGGGCAUUUAAACAGUCAGACAACGGAGAAUGGGGGCACGUGAGCUGCACCUUGUGGAUCAACGAGCUAUAUUUUGCAAGCAACAUUUACAUGGAGCCCAUACAAGGAAUUCCCAACAUCCCCAAGAGUCGGUGGAAGCUGGUGUGCUACAUUUGCAGACAGAGAGUUGGAGCAUGUACCCAAUGUUCAAAGCCAACGUGUUCCACGGCAUACCAUGUAACCUGUGCGCGCCGGGCGGAGUUAUACAUGGAGCUGAGCCAGGGAGUGCAGGGGGCAGUCAACGACCAGACCUCUGUGAUUUCGUACUGCGACCGCCAUUCCCCAAAAGACUGGGAUCUCUACCACGACACCAAGUUGGGGAUCCAGAAAACACGCUUAUACUUUAGUACGGGCAAGAACCGUUCUGUUGGGAACAAAAUAGCCAUCAGCAAAUCUGAGAAACGAGAACUCAAAGACACAAGAAACCAUUGGUUCAAAUGGAAGACCGCUCGAGGAGCACCUAUUCUACCGAUAAUAACUAUACGCAAACUGGAGAAACUGCUUCAAAGUCAACGUGUUUCCAUCGAUUCGACAUAUUUAUACGAGCUGGCCAAGUUCUGGACCUUGAAGCGCGAGUCCAAAGGCGGUCCGCUGGUCAAACGACCAGACAGUGCCAACUACGGCUCGUUCACCGACGAAGAGAUUAACGAACGAUUGCAAAUACUGGACUUUAUCAACAACGACAUCAAACGACUUACGGAGCUGUCUAACUUGUCUCUCGAAAAGGCAAAGCUGGACGCUAAAGACACUAACGAGCUGAUCAACGAGGUGGACCUGUUCUAUCUGCCGAUGCAAAAUCUGGUGACCGAGCUGUUGCAACAGUUCCUCAAACACGGCAAGGCCACAUCGAUCCUUUCAGUUGCAUUUGACGACCCAACGGUUCUUUCUGUUCAGCAGAUCGUCGACAAGGUCGAAAACCACGAGUACAAGCUGGUGAGCGAGCUAAUCGACGAUAUCAACGUUCUGGACGAGUACGUGAUAGCCAACAUGGAUCACAACAGUUCCAUCUACAAACACAUCCGCAACUAUUGGAGACGACUGCGCUCCCAGUGUUUCAGCAAAGCCGAACAAACAGAACGCAUUCUUCUCAAAGGCGACCUGCGCAGGUUGCUUGGUGGACUUGUCAGUUGGGUCACCGUUCAUGGUUGCCCAGUGGUCGAAGAUCAUUUGUGGGAAAGCUUGACCACCGGUAGCUUGUCUCAAAUCACCAGUGAAACCGAAGGACUCAUUGACAGGCAAGUAAGCCUUCACAGUGAACAAUGGAGUACCUGGUCUUUGUUCCUCAGAGAUAACUUGACCUCUCUUUCUGUUCAAAACAGAGUAGAUACCACCAAUAGCGUUCUCUGGACAUUGAACCUCAACCAAGAAGACAGGCUCUUGGAUUCUUGGCUCAGCCAAAAGCAUAGCAGCAAAGGUAGCUCUUCUCAUGGUUGGCAUGAUUUGACCAGCACCUCUGUGGAUAGCAUCGGCGUGCAAAGUAACAUCCAUGAUGUUGAAUCUGACACCUCUCAAGGUCUCACCAACAAUUGGACCCUCCUUGGUAGCCCAUUGGAAACCGGCGUUAACGUGAUCCUUGAUUUCAAGCAAGUAUUGAACAGCCUUGGUCUGGUCAACGACAACGUUAGGUCCGUUACCGUCUGGACCGAAACACCAGAUCUUUCUGGCGUCGGUGACAUCCCAACCGUACUCGUCAGCCAUCAAUCUGGCUCUCUGCUUGAAGUCGUCUCUGGCGUUAAUCUUUCCGCUCUCAAUAGCACCGCUGACCUCGUCGUCCAAUGGCUCGGCCUUCAAGUAGAUUCUGUUGUGCUUGUUUGGAGACUUGGACAAAGCGACGAUUCUGGACUCAGCCUCAACGGUCUCUCUGUAAGAAACAACUGGAGGAGAGAUUCUCAGUGGAACACCGGCGUGGUCGUUCUCCAAGUCACUCAAACAAAUCUCCAAGUGCAACUCACCAGUGGCAGCAACAAUGUGCUCACCAGACUCAGAAAUAGAAGUCACAACACAUGGGUCGGACUUGGACAGUCUCUUAAGACCCUCAACCAACUUUGGAAGAUCGUUACCGUUCUUAACCUCAACGGCAACCUCCACAACUGGGGAGACAGAGAACUUCAUGACCUUCAUGUUGUGAGAAGCCUCGUUGGUGGUCAAAGUACCAGAUUUGAGCAAGAACUGGUCAAUACCAACCAAACCAACAAUGUUACCAGCUGGACAGUCGUCAAUAGCCUCAACGAAUCUUCCCAUCAUAAGAACGGUUCUUUGGAUAGCCUUGAUGAACAAAUCGUCCUUCUUACCUGGAACGUAGUUAGGACCUUGGAUUCUAACCUUCAUACCAGACUUGACGGUACCGGCGAAAACUCUACCGAAAGCGUAGAAUCUACCCUUAUCAGAGGUUGGAACCAUCUUAGACACGUAAAGCAUCAAGUCAGCGUUAGGGUCACAGUUCUUGAUGGCCAAACAAGAGGCGUCGUCAGAUGGACCCUCGUACAAGGUCUCAGCUCUGUAGAAUUGAGCAGUAACUGGAGAUGGCAAGUGGAUAAUAAUCAUCUCAAGCAAAGCGUCAGCAGCUGGCAAGAAUUUUCUCAUGACAACCUUCAAGAGAGCCUUACCCUCGAGGUCCUUCUCAUCACCCUUCAAAGAAACCUCAAGCUUCUCCAACAAAGUUGGGAUCUCGUCCUUCUUGAAGUUCAUGAUAGCAGAGAAAAGUCUGAAAAUAGGGUCGAGCACGAACAUGUUGAAAGCUCUCUCCAAUGGUUUUCCAGAGGCAUCUUUGUCCUUGUUAGACCACUUCUUGGUCUUUGGGUUGAAGUAAGAGUCACCCCACAAUCUCUCCAUCAUCUUGGCUCUGUCAACACCGAAUUUCUUGGAGUAUCUGAUGGCGAAUUGUCUGACAGUGAAGGCCCAACCGUGCAAACCGGAACCGAAAGCAACGGUACCCUUCUCUGGGUAAACCUGGACGUCACCAAGGACUGGCUCGACGUAGGUAGAGAUGAUGACGUUAACGGACUCGACAGUUCUGGAGAAAGACUGGUAAAGCUCCUCCUUGGAGAUUUGCAACUCCAACAUAGCUCUGUCAACCUUGUUGAUAACAACAACUGGCUUAAUUCUCUCACCAAGAGAUUGUCUCAACACAGUCUCGGUCUGGACACACACACCCUCAACACAGUCAACAACGACCAAAGCACCGUCGGUAACUCUCAAGGCGGCAGUAACUUCAGAAGAGAAGUCAACGUGACCUGGCGAAUCGAUCAAGUUGAUCAAGAACUUGUUGCCCUCGGUCUUUUGCUUGAUCUCCUUGACAUCCUCGUCCUCCAUCUCAGAGAAAAGGGAGAUGGCGGUAGACUUGAUGGUAAUACCUCUCUCCUGUUCAUCUUUUCUGGUAUCGGUGAAUCUGGCCUCACCGGCCUUAGCAGCAGAAAUGAUACCGGCUCUCUGCACAAGAGAGUCAGUAAGAGUCGAUUUUCCGUGAUCGACGUGAGCGAUAACGGACAUGUUACGAACAUUCGUAACCUUGUCCAUUAA